CGCAAGAUGCCGGAGUGCUGGGAUGGGGAGCACGACAUUGAGACGCCUUACGGCCUUCUGCAUGUGGUAAUCCGUGGCUCCCCCAAGGGAAACCGCCCUGCCAUCCUCACCUACCAUGACGUGGGCCUCAACCACAAGCUGUGCUUCAACACCCUGUUCAACUUUGAGGACAUGCAGGAGAUCACCAAGCACUUUGUGGUGUGUCACGUCGACGCCCCUGGGCAGCAGGUGGGGGCGUCGCAGUUUCCUCAGGGGUACCAGUUCCCCUCCAUGGAGCAGCUGGCCGCCAUGCUUCCCAGCGUGGUGCAGCAUUUUGGGUUCAAGUACGUGAUCGGCAUCGGAGUGGGAGCCGGAGCCUAUGUGCUGGCCAAGUUUGCACUUAUCUUCCCUGACCUGGUCGAGGGGCUGGUGCUGAUGAACAUUGACCCCAACGGCAAAGGCUGGAUCGACUGGGCUGCCACCAAGCUCUCCGGUCUGACCAGCACUUUACCUGACACGGUGCUAUCCCACCUCUUCAGCCAGGAGGAGCUGGUAAACAACACAGAAUUGGUGCAGAGCUACCGGCAGCAGAUUGCGAACGUGGUGAAUCAGGCCAACCUGCAACUCUUCUGGAACAUGUACAACAGCCGCAGAGACCUGGACAUUAACCGACCUGGGACCGUGCCCAAUGCCAAGACGCUCCGCUGCCCCGUGAUGCUGGUCGUCGGGGAUAGUGCACCUGCUGAGGAUGGGGUGGUUGAGUGCAACUCUAAACUGGACCCAACCACCACCACUUUCCUAAAGAUGGCAGACUCCGGGGGGCUCCCCCAGGUCACACAGCCUGGGAAGCUGACAGAAGCCUUCAAAUACUUCCUGCAAGGCAUGGGCUAUAUUGCAUACUUGAAGGACCGAAGGCUGAGUGGAGGAGCAGUGCCCUCAGCCAGCAUGACCCGCCUGGCUCGAUCUCGCACCGCCUCCCUCACCAGCGCCAGCUCAGCGGAUGGCAGCCGCCCACAGCCCUGCACCCACUCGGAGAGCAGCGAGGGGCUGGGCCAGGUCAACCACACCAUGGAAGUGUCCUGUUGA
Orycteropus afer afer is the source of this 1065-nucleotide messenger RNA. It is a transcript of the gene NDRG4, whose product is annotated as NDRG family member 4. Gene Ontology annotation, biological process: signal transduction; brain development; positive regulation of ERK1 and ERK2 cascade. Gene Ontology annotation, cellular component: cytoplasm. Lineage: Eukaryota; Metazoa; Chordata; Mammalia; Tubulidentata; Orycteropodidae. The record is from RefSeq and is a predicted model, not a curated record.